AUGGAUACUGUCAGCAGCGCUAUUCGGUUUACUUUCGCUGCCACGAUCACGGACUUCGUCCAGCUCUACGAACCAAACGAAAGUGUCGACCCUGGCGUACCUAAUGGACUCGGCGUACCUACCGGAAUCGGCGAUAAAAUUGAACGCGAAGUUUUUUUGGGGGUCGGCGAUAGUAACGGCUCCGGCGUUUCCACCGGUUUCAGCAAUUCGAACAACCGACACGUUCCUACAGGACCCGGCGAUAGAAACGAUCCCGGCGUUACUACGAGACUCAUCUAUAAAAAUGAUUUAGGCGUUCUUACCGAUCUCAGUGAUCGAAAAUACCCCGUCGAUCCUACCGGUCCCGGCGGGACCAACAAUCCCAGCAAAAGCAACGGCUCCGGCAGUGGACACGGUCCGGGCGACCGUGGUGACAAUAAGGACUGCAAUGCCUCUGCAGCUUUAAAAUAG
Molecule: messenger RNA, 450 nt
Organism: Peronospora matthiolae
Lineage: Eukaryota; Oomycota; Peronosporomycetes; Peronosporales; Peronosporaceae
Source: the annotation of a GenBank genome assembly